Molecule: messenger RNA, 2475 nt
Organism: Eimeria maxima
Lineage: Eukaryota; Apicomplexa; Conoidasida; Eucoccidiorida; Eimeriidae
Product: rhoptry protein, putative
Exons: 11
Coding region: 1-2475 (824 amino acids)
Biological process (GO): protein maturation
Cellular component (GO): endoplasmic reticulum membrane
Source: RefSeq, a predicted model, not a curated record
AUGGAGUCUGUGGAUUCCGGAGAAGCCCCUUCGAGGGGUGCGGCUACGCCGGGGUCGCCGCAGGGGACUGGGAGGCUCUCCAGCCCUCCGGUUCAGGAGGAAGUCCCCCUGCGGCAAGUAGUGACUACGGCUGCAGGAGAGACGGAGAGAAAGACAGUGAAGAGGGACAGAGAGAGUUGUUAUGCGCUUCAGCUUCUCCAAGGGCUCGGCCGCCUCCUAGGGAGAGGCGGCCCAGGGCAUGGAUUGAGGGAAUAUAUACGGCGCCUAGACCCAUCGUGGACGUGCACGGAAGACAGAAAGAUCCCUCUAGACGAUAAAAUCCUCGAGACAAUGAAAAACACCUUCUGGCUAACGCGCAUCAAUGCUGGCCUCAUUGGUUCUGAAGGCCUGACGCCUGCACAGGAUUUGGUGGAGGAGACAAAGGCCUCCUUUGGAGAUAUGCGGGGCUGGGACCGUGUGAAAGCGUUCCCCUCUCUCUUUCUCUUUGUACCCCCGACAGACUUCUGGCUGAACGCGUUGGCACUGCUUGGAAUGGUGCUUUCUGGCGGCGUAUUCUUAGCCGGUGCCGCUAGCGGAAGUGUCUUGCUACUGCAGUGGAUGCUGUACCUGACGCUUGUGAGUGUUGGGCAGGAGUGGUGUGGCUUCGGCUGGGAUUCGCAGCUUUUAGAGACAGGCAACGCCGCCUUUGCUCCCUUGCUGGCCCUCGCUCCUGCUCUCCUCUGCCUUGACGAUUGCUGCUUGUCCUGUCUCUUCUCUGUCAAAACCCUCGGGCGGCUGGAGAGUCUCACCUGCGGAGUAGGAGGGGACUGGGCGUGUCCCCUUUACCAGGGCUGGCCGCUGGACUUCCAUGCUGGAGAGCAGCAGCAACAGCAGCAACAGUCGUUAGACGAAGAGGCUCAAGCCCUCCUGGAUAAGCCUAACAACGUUGCCAGCGAGAACCGCUUCGACAUGGUAGGAGGAGCAGGCAACAGUCCUUCUGGAGAGGGGAGGAGGUCUUGCUGCUGCUAUUACUGGCCAGACUUUGUGGGGUAUCUGAAGCGCUGCCGACUGCCUCGAGGUUCUGUGGACUUGGUCAUCAGACACCUGAGAGACCGCUGGUGGCAAACAGCAGUGGAGGCCACUCUUGCUGCUGCAGUCCUAUGCUGUGCGUGGAUGCUGUCACGUGCUGAGGCAUGUGCAGUGUGGGUGGUGCUGAGUCAGUUCUUUUUGGUGCUGUUGCAGUCCGCUUUCUCAGCCUUUGUCUCCUGCACCAAGGCCUCCUUCGUCUUCACAGAAAUUGUCCUAUCUGCAGCUACACUGUCCAGUUUCAGCAGCAUCUUCGCUAACGGCCCCGAGAUUCCUGUAGCCCACUUCGAGCCAUUCCAAGUUCUGAACACGUAUGGCGUUCCAGGCCAAGUCCAAAGGGCGCGGUAUGAGUUGAUUGUUCAGGGCACUGACGCUGCAGAAGUGAAUGCCGACACAGAGUGGAAAAAUUAUGAAUUCAAGUGCAAGCCGACUUCACUCGAUCGCGCGCCGUGCUUCUUAGGCCCAUAUCACCACCGUCUCGACUGGCAAAUGCAUCUCGCCGCAUUUGAAGAUCCAAAAGCUGUCGCGUCGCGACACAGAUGGUUUCCCCAGUUCCUCGCGGCUCUGCUAAAAGCAGCAGGGAACGGCCCGUGGUGGGAGAUAAAACGUGGAUCGACAGAAGUGUUUGUACACCCUGAGGCGGUUCCAGGGGCUACGGAGCACUUGCAGCAGCUACUGGCUGCUCGCGAGCAACGACAGCGAGCAGAAGAGGCGCAGAGGCGUGCUGCAGAGGAGGCACGGCUGAGGCGGGAGGAGGCGGAGGAGCUGCAGCGGCGGCUGGAGGCUGCCCGCCGCGCUGCUGCAGAACUGAAAAAACAGCAGGAAGAGAAGGAACAGCGGGAGCGAGAGGCAGAGGCGCGGCGGCAAGAAGAAGCAGCAGCGCGCAAGAAGGCUGCCGAAGAAGAAGAACAGAAAGCAAGAGAAAAGGCAGAAAAAGAAGCAGCAGAAGCAGCCAAAGAGGCGGCCCGCAAGGCGCAAGCAGAGGCUCGAGCGCAAGCGCAAGCCCAGGCAGAGGCGCAGCGACGGGAGAUGGAACGAAGACGGCAUGAGGAACUCGAGAAGGAAAAAGCAGCAAACGAGGCUCGCAAAAGAGAGGAGAAGAGAAAGAAACUAAUAGCCGAGCAGCAGAAGAGAGAGGAAGAAGAGGCCAAAGCACGAGAGGCACAGAGAGAGAAAGCACAAAGGAGACAACAAGAGGAGCAGGAACGACUAAAGGCAGAAGCCCAAAGACAGGCGCUCCAAGAAGCAGAAAAGAAGAAAAAGCAACAACAACUGCAACAACUCCUUGUCUCACUGACAAAACAUGAACUCGGUGGCGUCCCCCUUCGGAAUGCCGUCCAACUUUCAAAGACGGCCCACCACCGGAGGAGUUCUGCAAGAGCAGCGAUAGUAGCCACACCUACACAAUAG